ACAUUUUCUGUACGAUUCGCCCGCCGACUGACAAGCUCGCCAAGACGGGAUUGUCCUUGAAGAUGAAGCCGAUCGUGUUGCUGCUGAAGGGAAAGCCACCUGCCGAUCUUCUGCCAGAAAACUCCGCGAUCCCGCGUUCAAUUGAUCUUUCGCGCUGUUCGGAUACAUUGACAGAACCUCACUCAUCCACCGACUCGGCUUCCCGGCUAACGCGUAUGGCCUCCUUGACUGAAGAAAAUCAUGGCUAUUCGAGGGAAACAAUCGAGUGAUAGACAUACAAUUGUUAGGCAGGCCAGAUUCUCUCAACGCUCCAGAAUUGGAUAAGGAGAUAGCCUCUUAUCAGCGAGCGGAGCUCUUCUCCCAUGAUUCAUAAACACCCGAC
Molecule: messenger RNA, 382 nt
Organism: Aspergillus fijiensis CBS 313.89
Lineage: Eukaryota; Fungi; Ascomycota; Eurotiomycetes; Eurotiales; Aspergillaceae
Exons: 2
Coding region: 63-269 (68 amino acids)
Source: RefSeq, a predicted model, not a curated record